Molecule: messenger RNA, 2492 nt
Organism: Cucumis sativus (cucumber)
Lineage: Eukaryota; Viridiplantae; Streptophyta; Magnoliopsida; Cucurbitales; Cucurbitaceae
Product: serine/threonine-protein phosphatase 5
Exons: 14
Coding region: 552-2006 (484 amino acids)
Cellular component (GO): nucleus; cytosol
Molecular function (GO): protein binding; protein serine/threonine phosphatase activity
Source: RefSeq, a predicted model, not a curated record
UAAAAGAGAGAGAACAGACCAUGAGAGGAAAAGGGUAUGAGAAUAUUUAUUUAACAAUGGAUCUCCUUCUUUCCCUCAAUGAAUUCCUCCCUAACAAGCCACACUUCAACUCUUGAACAUACAGAUUACAUACAAAAAUUAGGGCUACACUAUCUACAGUUCAAUCUGUUCAUCUCCCAGAUCUAUACCUCCAGCCCUUGCUCCAGUAGCAUCGCAUUUAGGUACCUGUUGUUUCUGUAGCUGAGGAAUACCAUGUCGAACAAGUUAGGGCCAACGAAAGAAAGGAACUGUAGAACUUAUGAAAUGUUAACUUCCCAACUGACUUCGUACUAGGGAUUGGGGACUGCCCAGUAUGAGUAACAAUAACUCAAAUGUUACGCCGGCAGAAAAAAUUAAAUGCCGAGCCAAUAAAGCAUUUGCGGCUCACAAAUAUGCUCAAGCUAUUGAUUUAUAUACACAAGCUAUUGAACUCAACAAUCAGAAUGCUAUAUAUUGGGCAAAUCGAGCAUUUGCACACAUUAAGCUAGAGGAGUAUGGUAGCGCACUAGAGGAUGCAUCAAAAGCUAUUGAAGUCAAUCCUAGAUAUUCCAAGUAUAUUGUCAUACCAGGGUUAUUACAGGCGUGGUGCUGCUUAUCUUGCCAUGGGGAAGUUUAAAGAAGCACUUAAAGAUUUUCAGCAGCUCAAGAAGAUGUGUCCUAAUGAUCCUGACACCAUCCAGAAGUUGAAGGAAUGUGAGAAAGCAAUUGGGAAGCUUAAUUCUGAAGAAGCUGUUGCAGCUCCAUUGCCGGAAACGGAUUCUGUGGCCAAUUCUAUUGAUGUGCACCGUGUAGGGGUAAGUUCAACAUCGGUGCCAACCCAAAUGGCUAUAGUAGCAGCAGCAGUAGCAACUACAGCAAUUGCAAUUUCAACUCUUAGCACAAAAGUUGCCACAGUGGUAGCUGCAAUAGCAGUGGUGGUGCUGAUAAUCAUGGGCACACGUUGGUGGGGGGGCAGUGGAUGUGUUAUCAAUGCAAAGACUCUAGAUGUUGACCCGCAGUAUUCUGGAGCAAGAAUAGAGGGAGAUAUCAUAACGUUGGAUUUUGUGAAGAAAAUGAUAGAUAAUUUCAAGAACCAGAAACCCUUGCACAGGCGAUAUGUUUUCCAGAUUCUCCAGCAAACAAAAAAAAUAUUGAAAGCUCUUCCUUCGUUAGUUGAUAUAACAAUUCCUGAAGGCAAGCGCCUCACAGUUUGUGGUGAUGUCCAUGGGCAGUUUUAUGAUCUCUUAAAUAUUUUUGAGCUGAAUGGUCUGCCUUCAGAAGAUAAUCCAUAUCUGUUUAAUGGGGACUUCGUGGAUAGGGGAUCGUUUUCUUUGGAGGUCAUUCUGACCUUGUUUGCAGUUAAAUGCAUGUCUCCAUCAGCUAUACAUCUCUCUAGAGGAAAUCAUGAAAGUAAGACUAUGAACAAAAUGUAUGGUUUUGAAGGCGAGGUUAAGACAAAGCUGAAUGGAACAUUUGUAGAACUGUUUGCAGAAGUAUUCUGUUGUUUGCCUUUGGCUUAUGUAUUGAAUGAGAAGGUUUUUGUCGUUCAUGGAGGCCUUUUCAGCGUUGAUGGGGUAAAACUCUCUGACAUUAGAAUGAUAAACCGUUUUUGUGAACCUCCAGAAAAAGGAUUAAUGAGCGAUAUGCUAUGGAGUGAUCCUCAGCCUUAUCCUGGAAGAGGCCCUAGUAAACGUGGUGUGGGUCUUUCCUUUGGUGCAGACGUAACAAAAAGAUUUUUGGAGGACAAUAAAUUAGACUUACUCGUUCGAUCUCACGAGGUGAAGGAUGAAGGGUAUGAAAUUGCGCAUGAUGGUAAACUCAUCACCAUAUUUUCUGCUCCAAAUUACUGUGAUCAAAUGGGUAAUAAAGGUGCUUUUAUUCGUUUUGAAACACCCGAUAUGAAGCCAAACAUUGUUACAUUCUCUGCCGUGCCACAUCCGGACGUGAAGCCUAUGGCUUAUGCAAACUUCUUCCAGUUCUUUCAAUAACUAACAUUAACUGCUUUUACACCAAAAGUUUACGUUAUACAGGAAUCACUUAAGAAGCUGGUGCCAAAAUGGCAAAUGCAGUAACAAUCUCUGUUCAUUCUUUAACAUACAAUAGUCAUUAAUUAUUUUGCCACUGACUUGUGUAGUUAUUACUAGGAAGUGGGAAAUUUCCUUAAUUUUCUGGCCAAGCGUGGUCUUUCUUCUCUUUCUUUCUUCUCUUUCUUUCUUGUCACUUUUUACCUUUUUUUGGGGGAAGGGUAUUAUAGCGGUCAGCACUUGAUUUGAAUAUCACACAUUUCCUGUGUUGUACUGUAUUAUAUUUUAUUGCUGAUAGUAAUUUAGAAUAAGUUGCAACUGUAAUGUUGAGACUUCUCCACCUUUAGCCUUCUGGGAUCUGGAUCUAGCAAAUUUGUUGAUGAACAAGAUAUUUUUAGAUCUCGUACUCAAGAGCUCCAGAAUUAUAUUGCUAUCCAUGGAUUGAAUUAA